GAAGACCUCCUGCUGAACCAGCAGCACACCGAGGAGUGCACCAUCGUGUACUCAGGUGGGUGCCCGCCGAGAACUGGUCGCACUCGCCGCGUUCCGCUGGCUGCAAAGAAGGUGGAGACAGGAGCGGUUAAGUUCCCGGUCGCACGCACCAAGAUUCAGACGACGAAGAAAGGCUCCUUCACAGUCUGCGGCGAGGCUUCUACGUACCAAGGCACUUACUCAGGCGUGGAGUGCCGUGCGGUUUCUGAAAUGCCCCUCGUGUCUGCAGACACCAAGAAGAAGAUCAUUGCUCCGGCAACAACCGGCGACCUCCCGACACCGCCAGAGGACUGGCAGGAUCGCCACGGCUCCGACGUACCCUUGUUCUGGAACGAGUCGAAGCCGAUAGCAUAUUGGAAUGCCAGCAUUGAGGAGUUUUGCGCGGAGGCAGUGUUUGACCUCACGGCUGGCACCGGUGCUCUGAUGGAGGCUUCUUUGACUGCCGGCAUCGCAUACCACGGGCUUUGCAGCCUCAACAAGGAGCACAUGUCGUGGGUCCAGGCGGUUGCUGAUCGCGCAGCUUGCGGAAUGAUGGCUUUGGAGGGAUCCACUCUUUACUCGGACGAGAAUGCCAAGGCGGUGAAGAAGCAUUUCCCGCACGUUCUGGAGAGCUUGUCCAACCAAGACGACCAGGACGAGGCCUACCAGACGCCUCUGGGGCAAAACCAGUCUCAAGACGGCUUCUCGUCGGUGGCCCCGGGGGCUGUGAAAGACGGCUUGGUCCCCAAGGCUCGAAGGGCCUUCGUCAUCUGGUUCCAGGAAAACUCCGAAGUCAAGAAAGGCGCUCCCAAGCACGAGUUUCUCAAUGAGAUGAAGCAUCUUGGCACAGUCUGGCAGGGCAUGACCGACAAGCAGAAGGCACCAUUAAUGGCGAGGAGCAAAGAUGAGUUCAUGGCUCAGCGAAGUGCACUGGCCGUUCUUGGCAUCAGGAUGCGGGGCUCCACGACCAGUGCGGGCGGCCCCGACGAGGCGAAGGACCCCCCUGCCGCUGACGAAUCUGGCGGUCGCGUUGGCCCAUUUGAGCUUAAUGGUGCAAGGGCUCCAAUUGGAGGCGGAGCCUAUGGCAGUGUCUACAGUUGCCAGCAUCCGCAAAGCGGCCUUAACGUGGCGGUGAAGGUUUAUCGUGGCUCCGAUGACCCCGCGGAUUGCAGGCACGAAGUGGAGCAGAUGAAGCUUCUAAUGAAGGCCGUUCCGCAGCAGAAGAUGAUGUGGUUCCCGCUUCUUGUCAGCUCGGGUGUCACGGGCAGACCUUGGCCAUGGAUGGCUACUAGCCUAUGUGGGCCCAGCCUGGCAACCGCACUUCGAAAUCCUGCGGCGCAUGGCAAGCCGAGGACGUGGUCUGUGGCAGCUCAGCUGAGAAGUGCACUGCAGACCUUGCAUGACGCAGGCAUCCUACACUUGGAUGUGAAACCUGGCAAUGUGCUUUGGUGCCCUUGCACAGAUCAGGUGCAGGUGUGCGACUUCGGCAUGAGUGAGAACAUGGCACGGCUCCAGAAGGCUUCUCAGGCUCCCAGGUUCCUGCAGUAUGUCACGGCUGCCUAUCGACCCCCGGAGCUGUGGCCCGCUCGUGUGAAUGGCGAUGGAGACUGCGGUGUCAGAAAGCAGCUGCUGACUGCAGCUGUGGAUAUGUGGGCCUAUGCUUGCGUGGUGUGUGAGGUGGAGACCGGGAAUCCCUUCAUGCCCAAGGGGGAGGCCGGACUGAGAGCGUGGUGCAAGCAGUGGCCCGAGCUGUGGAAAACACGCAGCGACUUAGCCAAGUGCCCCGCUGCAAGUCACACGUGCUGCACAAAGGUGCUUCGAGCCGGUAAAUGGGGGCUGUUUGUGUUGGUCGGCUGUGCUCCAGACCCCGGAAAGCGGCGGUGGCCGGAGCUCUGUCUGAAUCAGAAAUGA
Molecule: messenger RNA, 1929 nt
Organism: Symbiodinium sp. CCMP2592
Lineage: Eukaryota; Dinophyceae; Suessiales; Symbiodiniaceae
Source: the annotation of a GenBank genome assembly